CCCGCUUCCACCGCCCCAUCUUUCUUAUUCUCAUUCACCUCGGUCCUCGGUCCGGCAUUGACCCUGAACAAAUAAUCCAUCCGAUCGUGUGCUUCCUCUGCUUUUCCUCGAGACAUGUAAUGCUUAUGUGUCCAACCAAACUCGCUUUAACGUAUAUCUCUCGGAAAGUUAUUGCAAAGGCUGAGCUGAACAAUGUCUGAAUCAGCCAAUGAAACUCCCCGCCGCUUCAAGAAAGUAGCGGCUCGGAUCUUUCAUAGAAUUGUAGAGCUGGCUGCUCGUCUUCUCUUCAGUAUAAUUUAUUAUGGCUCAAAUGAAAAAGUCCCACCAAUUAAUAACAUUCUUCUAUUAGAGUCUGCUUCGUCAUUAGCUUUUAAAAUUCGAACCAAAAAGGUUUCAAGUGUUGAAGUUGUUGAAUCAUUCAUUGCAAGAAUCAAAGAAGUGAAUCCGAUUAUUAACUCAAUGGUUGAUAAUCGGUUUGCUGCUGCUUUAGAAGAGGCAAAAUCAGCUGAUGAACUUAUUGCAUCUGGUCAGAAGUCAGAGACUGUUCUUGCAAAAGAAAAACCAUUUCUUGGUGUUCCAUUCACCACAAAGGAAUGUCUACAAUCUGAAGGGUUGAGUUUUUCUGCUGGACUUUACAAGAGACGUGCAAUUAAAGGCACAAGAGAUGCUGACGCUGUUGCUUGUAUGAAAAAGGCGGGUGCCAUUCUUCUUGGUGUUACCAACGUUUCAGAGCUUGCUAUGUGGUGGGAGAGUCAUAAUUAUGUCCAUGGAAGAUCCCGAAAUCCUUAUAAUGCGAGCCGAAUCGUUGGUGGUUCAUCUGGAGGAGAGGGAGCUGUCUUAGCUGCUGGUGCUUCUCCCAUUGGAAUUGGCUCUGACAUAGGUGGUUCCAUUCGUAUGCCUUGUUUUUUCAAUGGCAUCUUUGGUCACAAGCCAUCGAAAUUCAUUGUAUCUAAUGAAGGUCAGUUUCCCAGUCCAAGUGAUGAGGACCAUGCUUCUUUCCUCGGAUUGGGGCCCAUGGGACGCUAUGCUUCUGAUCUUUUACCAAUUUUGAGAGUUGUUGCUGAUAAAAAUGCAUCUAAACUUAAAUUGGAUUCCCCGGUUGACAUGAAAAAAGUAAAAGUAUUUUAUGCAGAAGAUGACGGAGGAUCUUCAUUUAUAAGUCCAGUUGAUCCUGACAUAAAAGCUUCUCUACGAAACGUAAUCACCUAUUUGGAAAAAGCUCAUGGGAUUAAGGCUCAAAAGGUGUCAUUGAAACCCCUUAGCAUGUCUGGUCCAAUUUGGCUGGCAAGAAUGAAGAGCAGAUCCGGUUCUCGUUUUGCCCAAGAACUGUCCAAUAAUGAAGGAAACCUUAACAUUGCAUGGGAACUUUUAAAAUGGCUCCUUUGUAUGUCCCACCACACAUUAAUUGCGCUUUUUACCGUUGUAAUGGAAGGCUUUGGUGUGAAGUAUGGGAGUCCUAAGCAUCAGUACCUUGUGGAACAAAGCAAACAACUACAAAUGCAGCUUACUGAUAUGCUUGGAGAUGAUGGUGUUUUCUUGUACCCGACUCAUCCAACACCUGCGCCAUUUCACAAUGAACCUCUUAUCAAGCCGUUUAACUUUGCUUAUGCUGGUAUAUUUAAUAUAAUGGGAUUUCCAGCAACGCACAUUCCUCUCGGCCUUGGUUCAGAGGGUCUUCCUAUAGGAAUUCAGGCUGUUGGAACAUAUGGUAAUGAUCACCUAACCAUUGCAAUGGCUGUGGAAUUGGAAAAGGCAUUUGGUGGUUGGGUUCCCCCAUCUGUUACUGUGUAAAAUGAAUGCUAAUGAAAUCUCUUUAACUAUGUAUUCCAAAUUUGUUAAGUAUUUUAAUCAUAUUUUAUUUGCAUUUUUUGAAUUCCAUUUUGUAAGAUACUUGAUGACAAUAUUCUUACUUUUUAAAGAUUUGUUUUGUUACCCAAUAUAAUUACAAUGAAUUAAGAUUAAGAGAAUGUUGUUGUGCAUAUGAGAGAUUUCACAUUUUGGCUAAAUACUUCUGUUCUUCACUGAGGCUCGGAAUUUUAUGACUUACUUUUUGUGAACUGGCUAAAUUGUCAUGCAAGUAUGGCUGAAACACCUGGUUACAUAUAUCUUCUGGAAGUUCGGUUGUGAAAUGAGCUUUCAGCAGAAAGUUCAACCCCUUUCUCAAAUAAUGGAAAGAGUUUGUUGCUAUUUUUUUAAUUAUAGAGGAAUGAUAAUGUGUGUAGGACACAUGUUCUUGCCCUACCUUAUCCCAUAAUUAUGAUCCUUAUCUUAAAAAAUUCUUCUGUGCUGCCAAAUUUAAACAAAACAAAAAUCAGGAAAUAAUUAAGUUGUUAACUUGUGAUGGUAGCGUUGCUACAGUUAUUGCAUAUUUGUGAUUUGUAAUACUUUGUAUCAAGAUCUCUCUUCUUUUGUUAUGAUUUUAUUUUGCACCUAUUACUGGUUUUCUCUCAAUCACCAAACAGCGAUAAUAAACUUGUCUCAUUGAAAGAUUUAUUGCUGUGAAAAUUACAAUGAAAAAUGUUUUUUUUUUUAUUGAACUAUGUAGUACUAUGUAGUACUCUUGUGGUCAUUAGUUGAUGUUAUUCUGUUUUUAUUUGUGCCGAAAACCUUAGACAAGUCUUUCUGUUCCAAAUGUCUUCAAUCGGUGUCACAGUUUGUUUCUAGAUGCCAAAUUUUUGAUUACCUGUGGUCCAUUGUUCGUUGGUUCAGGCAAUUGUGGAAUUGAAAAACUUGUUUCUCAGGUCCAACAUUGGCUUGUCUUAUGCCAUGGUAUGAAUUGUAAGUUGCUAGGAUUUUGGACCUUGGGGAUCCAAAAUUAUGUUGCUAGUGGGUUACUGUGACGCCAUAUCUCUUGGGUCAAAUGACACUCAAAACAUUCUUUAGUCAUUGUGCUUUCUUGCCAUUUUCCAUAGUUUUAAGAAAUUCAUAAAGGAUACUAAACUGUUGUAUUAACAUAUCUCCUUUACAAAAUUUUGGAGUAUUUUCAGUAUUUUUAACUCAAAACACUUGCAGUAUUAUGUCUGUGUGUAUCCUCAUGUACCUUCAAUAACAACUUUUUGAACUAGUGGAAAGGAGGAGUAAUGUACCAAGAUGUUGUAUUAUUUUUUGUAUCACUGCUGUUUACUGCAGUGGAUGCCAAUUCUGAAAUUAAUGCCACUUACAUUAGAUACAGAGUAUAUUAAAUUUACAUUGAAUUGUUGAGAAAUUUAUCAUGUUUUCUAUUUGUAUGUUAAUCAUUUUAUUUGUAUAUGAAUAUCUAUAUUUUUUAACAAAUGUUUAGCUACAUUGUUAUUGUAAGCUUUGGUAGGGAGUUUAUUGGAGCACUGCAUGAUGGAAUGUAUCUCAUAUUGCACUAACAAAAUUUGUAUCAUAACGAAAUCUAAUAAACAAAGACACAGUUGAA
Molecule: messenger RNA, 3403 nt
Organism: Frankliniella occidentalis (western flower thrips)
Lineage: Eukaryota; Metazoa; Arthropoda; Insecta; Thysanoptera; Thripidae
Product: fatty-acid amide hydrolase 2-A
Exons: 10
Coding region: 193-1791 (532 amino acids)
Source: RefSeq, a predicted model, not a curated record